Molecule: messenger RNA, 4504 nt
Organism: Psammomys obesus (fat sand rat)
Lineage: Eukaryota; Metazoa; Chordata; Mammalia; Rodentia; Muridae
Gene: Mbnl2
Product: muscleblind like splicing regulator 2
Exons: 8
Coding region: 673-1740 (355 amino acids)
Molecular function (GO): metal ion binding
Source: RefSeq, a predicted model, not a curated record
GGCAGGCAGGGCUGCAGCUCGCAGCCACAGAGUUUGGGCUGUCUUUGCUUCAUCAUCCGAGGGGAGAUUUUCCAGCCGCGGCCGGCGGCUCGCAGAGUACAAUAAGCGGGGACGGAGAGCCGUUGGCAUGGGCCCCCCCUCCUCAUGAUGCGGUGGAGAGGCCGCGGCCACCCGCUCCUGCCAGCUGUCCUCGGGGUUACUGUACAUGGGGAGGACGAGCAGCGCUAAACAAGAACUUAAAACGGACGAAGGAAGAAAAACAUCAUCUCACUCAAAUACAAAGAUCUAAGAGGCUUGUUUUUCAACAUCCUCCAAAGCUGCGAGCAUCAGAAGUAAUAUUUUCCCAAAGAGUGCCAUCGUAUUGAAGUCACUUUAUUACAGAGACGUGUAUCUGCAAAACAAUCCAGAGACUAGGACCCUGGGAGCCAGAGAUGACAGUGAGCAGGCGUGGCUUGUGGCUCACAGUCUUCCAGUGGGGCCUGUGGAUCAGUGACUGACUGCUGCUGUACGGUCUCUUAUCCCCACUCCCUGGACUGGACUGCGUUAAGGAAUCCAUUACUUACCUUCAGACUUACAUGUGGGAGUUUUCACAACAGCAGUUUUGAGGUCAUUGAGACUAGGACUGAUUUCAUCAUUUAACAGAAAGGAACAGAGUCCAAAGUAGCUCUCAUCAUGGCCUUGAACGUUGCCCCCGUGAGAGACACAAAGUGGCUGACGCUGGAAGUCUGCAGACAGUAUCAGAGAGGAACGUGCUCACGCUCUGACGAAGAAUGCAAAUUUGCUCACCCCCCAAAAAGCUGCCAGGUUGAAAAUGGAAGAGUAAUUGCCUGCUUUGAUUCCCUCAAGGGCCGCUGUUCCAGAGAGAACUGCAAGUAUCUUCAUCCUCCGACACACUUGAAGACCCAGCUGGAGAUUAACGGGAGGAACAACCUGAUCCAGCAGAAGACCGCCGCGGCAAUGCUAGCCCAGCAGAUGCAGUUCAUGUUUCCGGGAAGCCCGCUUCAUCCUGUGCCCACUUUUCCUGUAGGUCCCACCAUAGGGACAAAUGCAGCUAUUAGCUUUGCUCCUUACCUAGCGCCCGUCACCCCGGGAGUCGGGUUGGUGCCGACGGAGGUCCUGCCCACCACACCGGUCAUUGUUCCUGGAAGUCCACCCGUCACUGUCCCGGGCUCAACUGCAACUCAGAAACUUCUCAGGACUGAUAAACUGGAGGUAUGCAGGGAGUUCCAGCGCGGAAACUGUGCCCGGGGAGAGACGGACUGCCGCUUUGCACACCCGGCAGACAGCACCAUGAUCGACACAAACGACAACAGCGUAACCGUUUGUAUGGAUUACAUAAAGGGGCGUUGCAUGAGGGAGAAAUGCAAAUAUUUUCACCCUCCUGCACACUUGCAGGCCAAAAUCAAAGCUGCGCAGCACCAAGCCAACCAGGCCGCGGUGGCCGCCCAGGCAGCCGCGGCCGCGGCCACAGUCAUGGCCUUUCCUCCUGGUGCCCUUCACCCUUUACCAAAGAGACAAGCACUUGAAAAAAGCAACGGUGCCAGCACGGUCUUCAACCCCAGCGUCUUGCACUACCAGCAGGCCCUGACCAGUGCGCAGCUGCAGCAGCACGCGGCCUUCAUUCCCACAGUACCCAUGAUGCACAGCGCUACGUCCGCCACUGUCUCUGCAGCAACAACUCCUGCAACAAGUGUCCCCUUCGCAGCAACAGCCACAGCCAAUCAGAUAAUUCUGAAAUAAUCAACAGAAAUGGAAUGGAAUGCCAAGAAUCUGCAUUGAGAGUAACUAAGCAUUGUUACUGUACAUACUAUCCUGUUUCCUCCUCGAUAGAAUUGCCACAAACUGCAUGCUAAAUUUAGUUCUUCUGGACAGACCACAACCCUAAGGCUAGUUCUGCUAUGUCAUAUAGGAAUAUUAAAUAUGGUAUGCUUAGUAUAUUCCAGCCUAAGAUAGUUAACUACCUGAGACCAGCCACGAUGCUCAAGGGCAUAAGGAUGAGAUUUUCUUUUACAGGGUUCUAAGCAUAGUUUCUGUCCUAGGAAUAUUGUCUUAUCUCCCUAACUAUAGCUGAUGCAGAAAGUCCAGCCAAUAUACUCAUUUCGACUCAGAAUAUUUCAAAUUUAGCAAUAAACAGUUAGCAUUAGUUUAAGUACCUAUUCCAAGGGCAGGUUUGAUUCUAGCUCCAGUCACCACCAUUUCAUUUCCUGACUGGAUCAAAGGGUAUGAUUCACUUCUUGGCGAGAUGAACGCUGCAACAAAGACAGGAAGUGAAGUAAAACGUAGACCUGCCUUGCAGGUCUAAAAUUUGAAUGGCAGUUCAAGCACAAUUGCUGGGGACACAUCAGGGUGUGGGAUUCGGUUUGCCUGGAGAUGCCGCACUGAAUCAUGGGAUUCUAGAAUAACAUUGUGUAGAUUGAAAAAAAAAAAAAAAAAAAAAAAAACACUUUGCACGGUAUGAGCUUCAUACCCACCCAACAAAGUCUUGAAGGUAUUAUUUUACAAGUAUAUUUUUAAAGUUCUUUUAUAAGAGAGACUUUGUAGAAGUGCCUAGAUUUUGCCAGACUUCAUCCAGCUUGACAAGAAUGAAAGGCUCAUGCCAGGAGUCGACCCUAAGGGAUCGGUCUUUCAAACUCACCCUCCAGUGGCCUGUUGCCGAGUAACUCUACACUAAAACCUAGUCAAACAGGGGAGCUGUAGGUGAGGAGGUCUGUAUAAUAUUCCAGUUUAAGUACGUCUGAGUUUAGUCACUACAGAUGCAAACUGUGACUUUAAUCUAAAUUACUAUGUAAACAAAAAGUCGAUAGUUUCACUUUUUAACAAUCCAUUACUGUUUCUGCAUUUCAAAAGUUGGAUUAAAGGGUUGCAACUAACUACAGCAUGGAAAAAUCGUUCUUUUAAUUCCUUCACCUUAAAGCAUAUUUUAUGUCUCAAAAGUAAAAAAAAUAAAAAAAAACUUUAAUACAAGUACAUACAUAUUAUAUAUACACAUACACAUGUAUACUCUAUAUGGAUGAAACAUAUUUUACUGUUGUUUACUUUUUUAAAUACUUGGUUGAUCUUCAAGGUAAUAGCGAUACAAUUAAAUUUUGUUCAGAAGGUUUGUUUUAAAGUUUAUUUUCAGCACUAUCGUACCAAAUAUUUCAUAUUUCACAUUUUCUAUGUUGCACAUAGCCUACACAGUACCUACAUAGUUUUUAAAUUAUUGUUUAAGAAAUGAAACAGCUGUUUUAAAUGGAUAUUAUGUGUAAUUGUUUAAAACAUCCAUUUUCUUUGUGAACAUUUUAGUGAUUGAAGUAUUUUGACUUUUGAGAUUGAAUGUAAAAUAUUUUAAAUUUCGGUAUCAUUGCCUGUUCUGAAAACUAGAGGCAUCAACCAUAUCAUUUUUUUUUUAUUGAGAAAAAGAUCUGCAUUUAAUUCAUGUUGGUCGAAGUCUAAUUACUAUCUAUUUAUCUUACAUCAUAGAUCUGAUAACUGUAUCAAAAGAAAAAUCACAUUCUGAGUGUAAUCUUGCGUAGUGCUUGUAUCGUGUUUGUUUUAAUUUGUGAAAAGGUAUUGUAUCUAACUUGUAUCACCUCGAUAGCUCUCAUCUUUAUGUAUCACUGAUAUUUGUAAUUUUCUCAGCUAUAACAAUGUAGUUACGCUACAACUUGCCUAAAACACUCAUACUUAUUUUUUUUUCUUUGCUUAUUCAUUUAAACUCAUUGAGAAGAUAGUAGACAUUACUAGAAGGUAAAUUAUGGGAGUCACUGAGAUAUUUUUGUAGACUAAUUAUUGUAACUGUCUUCUUUCCUUUCAUUUCAUGUUUUUUAUUUUAAAAUUAUUAGCACAUAGCUAUUUUCAGCCCUUAAUAAUGAAGCAUAAAAACAUCACCUAUAUCCCCAGCAAAUAUAGAUGACUGUAUUUUUUACUAUGAUAUCCAUUUUCCAGAAUUGUGAUUAUAAUAUGCAGAGUCAAAUAUACCAUUUACAAUGAGGAGGAGGCAAGGCAAAUGCAUAGAUGUACAAAUAUAUGUACAACAGAUUUUGCUUUUUAUUUAUUUAUAAUGUAAUUUUAUAGAAUAAUUCUGGGAUUUGAGAGGAUCUAAAACUAUUUUUCUGUAUAAAUAUUAUUUGCCAAAAGUUUGUUUAUAUUCAGAAGUCUGACUAUGAUGAAUAAAUCUUAAAUGCUUUGUUUAAUUACAAAAACAAAAUCACCAAUAUCCAAGACAGGAAGAUAUCAAUUCAACAGCUACUGUAGUUCGGAGAACUAACUCCACUUGCUCGGGAACUCCAUUUCACUCUUGGUUUUCAGGAUAUAACUGCACUUCACAGAAAUAUUCUUUCAGCCAUAUAGCACUGGUCACAUUUCUACUAAAUCUUUCUGUAACACUCUUAAAGAAUUCCCUCAUUCGUUAUCUGACCGCGUAAACAGGAGUCUAAUUUGUAUCAAUUCUAUGUUUUGGUUGUAAUAUUCAGUUCACUCACCCGAUGUACAACCAAUGAAAUAAAAGAAGCAUUUAAAAGGA